AUGAAAUACAUUAGUAUCUUAAUCUUAUGUAUCAUGGCUGUGGCAGCCAAUGUGUGCCAGAACGAUGCCCAGACUGCAGGAUCUCCUCUCUCUGGAAGUUUCGAAAUGGCCGGACUUACAUACGUCAAUCUUCUGGAUAUUUUGGAAGACCAAGGCAAUGAAUUACUCUAUUUCAUUGGGCAUUUUAUUCCACCUCCAUGGGACACAAUAAUCUACAAGUCGGACCCAGCCCUGGGCAUAGUGCAAGUGAUGACUUAUGAUAUCUACUGCAACUACCUUUCCUACGCCAUGUCUCCAAACAGUGAGUUCAUCUAUAUCCAAGACUUGACUACGGGAAAGAUAUUCGAGAUCAGGACUUCAGACCUGGUCAUCUCCAGGGAGUUGUCAGUUAGCUCUGCCUCUGUGGAUUUGAAUUCAAACAUGGAAGUGAGUGAAGGCUUCUUCUUCAGCCUCACCAUUAGCUCAAUCAUGCACACUUGUAGAUGGGAUAUGUCAAGUACCAAUCUCAACUGAUUCACUUUCGGAGUCAACAGUCAGGCCAAUUUGGCCCCAAUCAAUGCUGAUCUGCUGUUCUUUGGAUCAACUGACACAGCAGCCGACCAAUACUACCUGGUGAACUACAACUUCUCCUCCUCCAGCCUGGUCUGGAAGAAGAGCAUUGCCUGUCCCACUUCGGGCUGAGUGAACAAAUUCAGCAACUCCCUGGUGAGCAGAGAUGAAAAGUGGGUUUACACAAUGAUACUGUACGAUGGCAACUUUAUUUUCCAAAAACUCAGCACCACCGAUGGGAGUCCCCAAAGCUCAGGGCUGAUUUGGAACGACAGUGGGUAUUAUACUAGUUACUGAAUGAAAGAGUUCAGUGAUUUCAUUGCCUUUCAGAUUCGCAGUACCUCAUUACCAAAUGAUAAAAACUUGGUUCUGGUCUCUCCCUCGGCCGCAGAAGUUGUGAAGGAGUACAAGUCUGUGAGCUCGAGUGCUUUUGCAGUUGGAAGGUUGUUAUAUAAAGAGGAAGAGCUAAUGUUUCAUUCUGGAAGAAUACCCACCAAUAACACAUUCUUCCUUGCAAGAUCACCCACAAACAACAUUGGACAACUUUCUGAGUUUGAAGAAGACACUCCUCUGUUCAGUCCAAUUACCACAAACUAUCAGGUGACUGCAACAGCAUCUACCCCAAACAUUACAACAAGUACUAAUACACUCACUAUCACAACUUCUUCAGUAAUUACGACUACAGAUAUCACAUCAUCGACCAGUCCUUCAUUUGCUAAGCAUGUGGCUUUAUGGAACUCAGACCUUAUACAGUCAGUGCAGAGCAACUCUUCGGUCCAGUUGAGUUUUACCUGGGCCUGUGCUCAGUCAACAAAUAGCACAGCCAUAACUUUUAGUCUGAACCAGACUGGAACCAAUGCAGUCCCAGAUUGGGUAAAUUUGGACGCUAGCAGCUUACAGUUAAAUCUUACCACCACUCCCAGACUUGCCGUUGCAACAGUUUAUUAUUUUUCUCUGAAGAUUGCCUUCAACAGCGAGGUUCACUACAAGAACUUCCAGAUCACCGUCGAAGAGUGAACUAUUGAACACUGAGAUCUCUGACAACUGGGCAGCCCCAGUAUUUGACAGACUUGUGCAGAUGGCUAUCAAAGCUCUAACGCAGGCACAUCUUGUUCCAUCAUACCUAAAUCAACUACACCAACUGAAGCAACUACACCAGCUGAAGCAACUACACCAGCUGAAGCAACUGCAGUAACUGGAGCAACUGAGACUACUACUGCACUUAUUGGAUGAAGUGUUGUGGCUGCUAGUGCUUCAUCAAUGAUAUCAUUGUCGUCUAUAAACUCAAUAUUUAGCCUUAUGAACGGUAUGCAACUGAUAUUGUUAUUACCCAUGGUUCCUGACUUCUUAUCUCCUGUGGUCGAAGCUUAUCUUAACGGGAUAAGUUUUUCAAUGCUAUCUUUCGAUUUCAUUAAUAUCAAGGAUCUGUGGUUUAUAAGCGAUGUUUCUAGCUCUCUUUCGUAUCCUCAAACCGAUAAUUACCUGAAUGAUCUUGGAUUGAGGUCAAAGAGCUCAAUCGCGAAUAAUCUAUCGUUAUUGCUAGUUGUUGCUUUCUUUGGAUUGAUUCAUUUAUGAAUUUAUAUAAUGGUAAACUGCACUAAAAAUUCAAAGCAUCGGAAGUGGAAAAGUUUUAUUGAUAGGCUUUUCAAAUUCUUCACGUUCAACAUAUACAUAAGGCUGCUUAUUCAGGCAUUCCUGUUCCUGUGCUUAUCCAGCUUCUCUGAAUUUAGCGACCUCAAUUUCAACUCUACUGUAGCCGAGGUAUCCUUUGGGUUAUGAGUUGUUUUAACAAUAUUUCUUAUUGUGCUGCUUCUUUUAUGAUUUCAUAUGUACUAUAUAUCAUGCUCUCAAGCUGAUCAAGAUAAGUAUUGGCAAUGAAGUGAAUAUUUUAAUGGAGUCAAGACAAAUAAAUACUCCAAGCUUUAUUCAAGCGUGUACUUGAUGACUAGACUUUUACUAGUAUUAUUUCUCGUUUUAGGGAAAUCAUUUAGCGCAGUUUAUAGAGCUGCUUUUUUCUGCUUUAUAAAUGUUUCUUAUGGAGUUUAUUUGCUUACUUCCAGACCAUUCGAAAGCACGCAAGAUAGCAUUAUCGAGUGCUUAAAUCAGACUUUAUUCUCUUUCUUGGCUAUUCCAUUGUUGUGGUUGAAUACAGAAGAAGCAUGGACUUCAUCCUAUGAAAUGUUUUAUACAAUUACAUUUGUCUCUGCUUCAAUGAUAUCUUCUAUAAUAUGCUUCAUAUUUCUCAUAAAGUCAAUAAUAUCCUUUUGGAGGAAAAGGAAAGCAACGCAUCUCCAACACAAAACGUCCCCUAAAGAGACGGCCUCUCCUCCAAGAGCACCCCAGAGUGAAGCACUAGAGACCCCUAGCCCUAUGGCUGUAUCAAAAUCCCCCUUCCCAAAACCCCAGGUGCACAAACUUGCUAUUUCACCCAUCAAGACCAUCCAAGUGGUGCCUUCUAAAAAUCUGACUUUGGAAGAACUUAAAUCUUAAUACUUCUGACACCCCUAAUUCAUGCAUAAAUUUUAGGACGGUU
Moneuplotes crassus is the source of this 3082-nucleotide messenger RNA. NCBI's taxonomy places the organism in Eukaryota, Ciliophora, Spirotrichea, Euplotida, Euplotidae. The record is from the annotation of a GenBank genome assembly.